AAUUCGAAAUUAGAGCAAAGGUGAAAAGUGUAAAACAAGAAGAAGAACAAGCAUCAAAGUAAGCCAGUGUAGCUCAAAAGAGACGGUAAGGACCAUAAACAGUUUGGCCAGUUGAAGAGUAAAAACGGCAUUGGAGCCGUGUAGACGCCAUGUUAAUGCCAACAUCGUGUGGACCGGGGCCACCGUUGCCCCCUCCACCACCACCGCCGCCGCCUCCGCCGCCGACAAUGUCAUUAGCAGCAGCCGAGCAGCGCACACUUGUGCUUGAGGCGCAGAAACAAGUGGAAAAAUGUGGCGAAAAUCGUUGGCGAAAACAGCAAGCGCUUAAAGCUUGCGGGUGUGAAACGCAAAUAAAUGAAAAAUUUCCAACAAGAACAACAAUGACGCAGCGUUUGGCUGGUGAAAAUUCGCUCGAUAAUACCAUAGCAGUGCAGUCAGCUAUGACACAGAGUGUGAGCGCUGUUGAUGACGAAGAUUUUUGCAUAACAACAACAACAACAACCGCAACAGCAAGAACAACAAAAAAUUCCGCAAUAAUUAUUGAGCAGAGUAACAAUGAUGAAUGCAAGAACAAUAACACCAACAACAACAACAGCUGGUCAAUUUUCCAAUUUCCCCCAGUAUUGCUGGCAACCGUAAUAGCUGCUGCAGCAGCAACAGCAAAAACAAAAGCAACAAAAAUAGUAAAUGGUAGAAAACCAAAUGACUUUGAAAUAGAAUUAGCCAAAAAGCAUGAACAAAUAACGCCAACGGCAUUGGCAGACAAGAAGAUGGCAACAGUUGGUGGAGUUGGAACAACAACAACCUCAACAACAACAACAACAACUGCAAUAGCAACAUCUAGAGCAAAUCAUGCAAAUUCGGUCAGCUUAAAAAGUAAAGCAGCUGUAGCAGUUACAACAACAGCAACAACAACACCAGCUACAAAAUGGCUUCUAAUGUGGCUAAUGCUUUUUACGGUAAUGGCCCAGGCGCCUCAACAUCAAGUGGCUGCCGAGAAGAGUAAACACUAUUACAUGCAAGCUCUCUGCAAGAAUCACUUCUUACAACAACUUUACCGUAAAAUCGAUGGCGCCGUACUUUGGUCGCAGAACGAACGUAAUCUGGAUUGCAUCAUAACAUUCCAAACGCAUUCGAUAUUGCAACGUUUCAUGUUACGUUUCGAUAUGUUGCAAUUGGACUGUAAUGAUCAUUUAUAUGUAUAUGAUGGAGCGCAUGCUGUAGCCACACCGAAGGUUGAUAUCUCCUGCCGUAAUACUAAACAAACUGUUAGCUCCAUAUUGACACGCACAAACUUUGUCACAUUGAAAUAUGUUACCGACAAUUGGGGUACAGAUGCGAAUGGUUUCAAGCUGGUCAUAACAUCAGUGAAGGAUCCAAAGCACACCUGCAAUGAUUUCACCUGUGCAGCGCGUGAAUUUUGCAUAAGUCCAGAUUUACUCUGCGAUGGCAUUAAUCAUUGUGGUGACAACUCUGAUGAAUCGGUGUGCCAAAGUGAAACAGCGGCCACAGUGUUUGGUGUCGAUAUGACUUGGUUCGUGUUGAUCGUGGUCGGCAUAGUACUAGUUUUGAGCGCAGUGAUUGUAGGCAUUUCGAUUUGUGUAUGUAGGCGACAGGAAGAGUCCAAUCUCAAUCAGAAUACUGCUAUACAAAUGCAUCAUACCGCCGAAACGAACGGUUCAUCGAAGCAUUUACACUAUCAUCAUGGCGGCACAUUGUCGCGUGAACACACACAACUGCCACCGACCUCGGGAAACUGGCAUCACCCUGCGGGACCAUACGGGUACCACCGCAUUCUACGCAACUUAUCGAAGAUGGCCACCAAAGUCCGUCCCAUUUGGUGCUUAGCAAAUUCCGUCAAUUAGGUCAAGAUCUUUCACAUACAAAUCCAAACGCUGCCGCCGUAACGGCGGGUCUCAAUCAAACGAACAUUUCUGUAGCCAAUCAAAAUGCAGCAGCCGCAGCAGCAGCGGCGGCAGCUGUUGGUGCUGCACAGAAAGAUGAAUGGUUCGUUUAGGUGGAUUUGGAAAUAGAACAUAACAACAACUUAAGUGAAUGAUCAAUUAGGACUGUUGAGGUUUAUUUUUCAUUUUUUUUUUUCUUAAUAAAAAAAAGGAUUUUGCAUGGCAUUAAAUGAAGACUGUAUAAAACUACAACAACAACAUAUUAAGUGGACAUCUACGCGCAGGGUGAUCGUUAAGAGAUUUAUAGUACCCAAAUCUCUUCGCGUUGA
Messenger RNA from Ceratitis capitata (Mediterranean fruit fly), 2233 nucleotides. RefSeq lists its product as uncharacterized. NCBI's taxonomy places the organism in Eukaryota, Metazoa, Arthropoda, Insecta, Diptera, Tephritidae. The record is from RefSeq and is a predicted model, not a curated record. The coding region runs from base 150 to 1865 and encodes 571 amino acids. Gene Ontology annotation, molecular function: protein binding. The transcript is spliced from 7 exons.